AUGCUACAGCUGCAGACGGCGAAUUCUCGACGCAAUGCUCGUAGAGCGAGUAUCGUGAACACAGUGGAGUUCCCCUCGACUGAGGCAAGUGAAGCUAAGGAUAAAGCGCCUGUUGCGAAACGCAAGACGCCUCAAGCAUCUCACAAGUCUCCAAAAUCAAGACAGGCUGCAAAUGGCUACGCGCGUAAGACCAGCUCGCUUGAGAUGGUGGGAGACGACGACUCGAGUUUGUGUAAACUCUGCUACAGCGAGGAAGCGCUGGUGCACAUGAAACCGUGCGGCCACGCCGUGUGUAGCGCGUGCUGGUCGCGGCUGCCUGCUUCGUCCGGACAGAGUGGAGCAGUAUCCCGUCGCGUGUGUCCCUGGGACCGCGAGAUAGUAGAGAAACGGUAG
Molecule: messenger RNA, 393 nt
Organism: Phytophthora infestans T30-4
Lineage: Eukaryota; Oomycota; Peronosporomycetes; Peronosporales; Peronosporaceae
Exons: 2
Coding region: 1-393 (130 amino acids)
Source: RefSeq, a predicted model, not a curated record